AUGACACUAAAAAAUGAUUACGCGGGGUUCUGCUUCCACAAAAAUAAAAUUAACAAAAUUGACAGAAUCGAUGGAGACAUAAGCGCUGAACAGUUUUAUCUGGAUUACAUCUUAAAAAGAAAACCUUGUCUACUGAACAGUGAAAGCGUAAUCAAAAAUAGGUGGAACAUCGACAUAAAAUAUUUGAGGGAAAAUAUAGAAAAUGUCCCUGUCGAAUUAGAACAAAAGAUUUCAAAUUCGUUCGGGAUAGGCGAGAAAAAAAAAAUGAAAUUUCAUGAUUUCCUGUCAUUAUUAGAGGAAGGAAAUACGGAUUAUUAUUUGAAUACACAGUAUAUAAAAGAAAAUGCGUAUUUCCCCUCUGAAUUUUGUAACGUGUUGACUCGGCAGAUGAUAAAUUUUCUGCCAAAGAGACUGGAAAUAAUGGGCAACUUGGAAAUUUACCAAUACAAUGUGUGGCUGGGAAACAACGCAGAUGAAGAUUUAAAAACGUUUCUGCACCAUGACUACCACGACAACAUAUAUGUACUACUAAAAGGCAGGAAAGUGUUUAGGAUAUAUAGCCCCGAUUUUGCUCCUCAUUUGAAAACCAACGGAAAUAUUUACCGUAUUCAUACCAAUGGCCUAAUUACCUACUCCCCAUUUAUAAGAAGUGACGGAUCGAACUUCUUAGAUGUGUACAAAAAAAAAAUGGAUAAGGUGUACCUCCACCUUAGCUCUAUGACUGACCAUUUAAACAAAAAAGACAAACUGCUGGAAGACAAAAUUAUAGAAAAUUCUAUAAAUAAGGCAGAACAAAAAUUAAAUAAACUAGAAGACAAUGUCCUAAAUUACAAAUUGCGAAAACACAAAUUUAAACCUAAGCCGAAUACGAGAGAUGAUAUUCCAAGCCAUUUUUGCCUUCUUAACACAGUUGCGAGAAAUUAUGAAGAUGACAUUUUCAGCGAUAACACAGACGUAGGAAAAAAGUACAUCGACGUCCAUGUGAACGAGGGUGAUAUAUUGUACUUGCCCUGUGGGUGGUUCCACGAAGUGAAGUCCUUCUCAAGUGAAAAAUUCCACCUAGCGUUUAAUUAUUGGUAUUACCCCCCUUAUAUAAAAAUGGUUAAUUCAACGGAAAUACAAAACCGGUUUUGCCACCCUUACAUAGACAAAUACUUAAGUGAACGGAAUAAAAAUUUGUAUAAAAAGAUUGGCAUUGUUAAUAAAGAAAACUCUUCCGACAUAGCAGAAAUCGUGGAAUACUAUAACAAUUUGAAUAUAAAGCCAAGCAAAAAUGUGAAGAAGGCAAAACGGAAAAACGUCAGAAAAUUCUUACACACAAGAAGGUUAAGGGUGCAUAAGUAG
Plasmodium knowlesi strain H is the source of this 1344-nucleotide messenger RNA. Its product is annotated as JmjC domain-containing protein, putative. Gene Ontology annotation, molecular function: 2-oxoglutarate-dependent dioxygenase activity. The transcript has 13 exons. The record is from RefSeq and is a predicted model, not a curated record. NCBI's taxonomy places the organism in Eukaryota, Apicomplexa, Aconoidasida, Haemosporida, Plasmodiidae. The coding region runs from base 1 to 1344 and encodes 447 amino acids.